Salpingoeca rosetta is the source of this 621-nucleotide messenger RNA. RefSeq lists its product as uncharacterized. The record is from RefSeq and is a predicted model, not a curated record. The transcript has 6 exons. NCBI's taxonomy places the organism in Eukaryota, Choanoflagellata, Craspedida, Salpingoecidae. The coding region runs from base 1 to 621 and encodes 206 amino acids. Gene Ontology annotation, molecular function: protein binding.
AUGUGCAGUCUGAGCAGGAACAACGUUGGACCUGAGGGCAUGGGCGCCCUCGCAACAGCACUUGGCAACUUGACAAGCCUGCAACAACUCAACUUGUCAUCGAACGAGCUUGGGUGCGACGGCAUGCGCGCCCUCGCAACAGCACUUGGCAACUUGACAAGCCUGCAACAACUCGACUUGUCAUCGAACGAGCUUGGGUGCGACGGCAUGCGCGCACUCGCAACAGCACUUGGCAACUUGACAAGCCUGGAAACUCUCAGUUCGCGGGGCAACAACGUUGGACCUGAGGGCAUGGGCGCCCUCGCAACAGCACUUGCCAAGUUAUCCAACCUUCAACAACUCGAGUUAGUGCGUGUGUUUGCGCGCGCGUGUGUGUGUGUGUGUGUGUGUGUGUGUGUGUGUGCUGUACGGCCGAUUCUGCAUGUCAGGGUGGCUGAGCGUGUUUUUCAUGCCGCUCGCUUUUACCUGAUGUAUUUGUUGUGCGAGGUUGUGACCUCAUUCACAUCACCACUCUGCGUGAUGAUUGCACUCUUGUCAUCGAACGAGCUUGGGUGCGACGGCAUGCGCGCCCUCGCAACAGCACUUGGCAACUUGACAAGCCUGCACACUCGAGUUAGUUAG